AUGCAGUGUGUACGUGAAGGAGAUGGCGUUCCUUUGGCUUCUGGCCAUAUCUUUGCCCUGGGCGACUGUGCAAAGGUGCUGGGCACAGAGAUGCGCUUCACUAAGGACAUCUAUCCAGCUGAAGCCAUGGUAGGCGUGGUAGUCUCAAAUCUUCGACACCUGGCCCGAGCGAGUCAGGGAGACCUGCAGGAGAUCCCAUCGCGACUGCAAGAGAUGACCCUCUGUUCGUUGGGUCCCCACGAUUGCAUCCACGUGAUGAACGGCCGAGUGGUGAGUAGCGGCUGGCUGGCGGCGCAACUGAAGCAUCAGGUGGAAGUGACAAAGAUGGGUGAAAUGAGAUGUGGGGCAGCUUGGUUUGGAGCCUCAUCCCACAUUGGUGAACCGCCCCAUUCACGCCUGGAGAUGCGAAUCGGCCACGACGGAAACAACGGGAACAACGGGACGGAGGUGGCGAACUCGGUGCUGCUGACCCUGGAGGCGCGCUUGAGUGAUGAUCUGGUAGCCAUGCAGCAGCGUUUGGUGUCUGAUCUUCGGGCUGAAACUACACUCGCCUUGAACCGGGAGUCUGCUGCCAUUGCUGCUCUGGAUGAGCAGCUAUGGAUCACGGAUCAAAGGUUGGGUCAACGCAUUGAUGAUCUUGAACAAGUUCGUGUGCGUGAACGUGGCAGUGCGAAGAAUGGACGGGUACUGUCGUCCAUCCUCUCAGAGACCUUGGAGGAGACACGCGAUUUGGAGAUGGAGCCCACUACCACUGAGGCGGCGGACCGUCGCGCCAAGCGGGUGUCCAAGGGCGUACUGGCGGAUGCACAGCUGGCAGCGAGGUCCAUGAUGGAGGUGACCGGCCCAGCUGGGAAUGGUGUCAUUUCAUGGCGAAAUUUAGGAGAUAUGAUAUGUAUAUAUUAUAUAUGA
Molecule: messenger RNA, 909 nt
Organism: Cladocopium goreaui
Lineage: Eukaryota; Dinophyceae; Suessiales; Symbiodiniaceae
Source: the annotation of a GenBank genome assembly